CCGGAGCGCAAGGGUUCGACUCGUUCCAAAAAUCCAAAGGGCUCCAGAACAUGUCCGCGGCUGUUCACGCCACAUUAGCAGUCAGGGCCCCCGUCAAGCCGUCGGCCCUGACCUCUCGCUUCGCCGUCGCCGCCGACGCGCGAGUUUCGCGACGAGCCCCCAUUUCGUUUUCACGACACGGGCGCCGCGGGGCCCUCCGUGCGGUGGCCGCCAUCGAAGACAACCAGGUCGUGACCAUCCACUAUGUGCUGAAGUUCGCCAGCGGUGAGGUUGCGGACGACACCCGCAAGCGUAACGCCCCCGUCAGGCUUCCAAUCGGCCAGGGCGCGCUGUUCCCAACGCUGGAGGCAGGGAUCAAGGAGAUGGCCGAAGGGGAGAAGAGGGUGUUCAACCUGGCGUGCAAGGAUGCGUACGGCGAGCGCGACGAGGGUAAGAUCCAGAAGUUCCCCGCGUCCGCCGAGGAGCUCGAGUCCGUCAAGGCCCAGGUGCAGCCGGGCAGGGUCGUUCAGUUGCCGAACGGCGGUACGGCAGUGUGCGUCGGCUUUGAGGAUGACGGCCUCAUCCUCGACCUGAACCACCCGAUGGCGGGCAAGGACCUGGAGUUCGAGAUUGAGCUUGUGGAGGUCGAGGAGGGGCCGAAGCUGUUCGGCGUGCCGGUCGUGCCCUUCGACGUAAACAAGCUCGUGAUGAAGUGAGAAGUAUGACCUGAAGUUUUACGCGUGAUGUGCCCGUAACUCGUUGCAAUGGAGCCAAAGAUGCCCCAUUUUGCUGUGUACAAGUACGCGCCUGGCCCAACAGCUCUUUUACCUAAUUCGGCACGUCGCCCCAACCCAGAUCCUGCGGCGCGCGAUGUUGCGAAGGGCCGCGAAACAGCUCGCGACAUGCGCCUUUGAUGCGGCGACAGCGCGAGGU
Molecule: messenger RNA, 912 nt
Organism: Micromonas commoda
Lineage: Eukaryota; Viridiplantae; Chlorophyta; Mamiellophyceae; Mamiellales; Mamiellaceae
Exons: 1
Coding region: 51-695 (214 amino acids)
Molecular function (GO): peptidyl-prolyl cis-trans isomerase activity
Source: RefSeq, a predicted model, not a curated record